Molecule: messenger RNA, 7420 nt
Organism: Oncorhynchus tshawytscha (Chinook salmon)
Lineage: Eukaryota; Metazoa; Chordata; Actinopteri; Salmoniformes; Salmonidae
Product: microtubule-associated serine/threonine-protein kinase 3-like
Exons: 27
Coding region: 356-4507 (1383 amino acids)
Biological process (GO): intracellular signal transduction; peptidyl-serine phosphorylation
Molecular function (GO): magnesium ion binding; protein serine/threonine kinase activity; protein binding
Source: RefSeq, a predicted model, not a curated record
CUCCUCCUCCAAUUGAUGGAUUGUCACAUGUAUCUGCGCGGUGUUAGCAGUUUCUGGAGUUAACAUGUUUUGGUGAUUGAGAAAGAUUCCAGAGUGUAGUGCGCGACAGAUGCCUUUCCGAAAAUUCACAUGGAAGAAAUAAAGAGAUGAUGGCAUCAACAGUUGCUUAGCGCCUACUUGCCUGAGCUGCCACGGGUAUGGAGUCAGAUCGUACCAACCCUUAUCGGAGUUUCUGGUUUCGGACACCGAGUACUCUCCGAAACAUUUCGAGGAAAUAUAAAUUGUGUUAUUCAAGAGAUAGUGGACAUUUACCAAACUCGAUUCAAAGUACCCCUUUGCAUCGCUGUAAUUCAUCAUGUCUGAUCAGAAUUACUAUUGGACCGUUUUGCCCAGCUACAAAACAUGUUUUGUGACUGGGGCCAUGAUGAAAAGAUCAAAAAGUUGCCGUAACAACAAGAGAAGGAGUCUGGCAGUCGGGACCCCCUCCCCCACGCUCUCCCGACCACUCUCACCUCUCCCCCUCACCACAGCUGGAAGUAGCCCCCAAGAAAGCCCCCGAAAUGUCUCCGCUAGUGCCUCCGCCAACUUCCAGUUUGCACGCAGCCACCUGGCCCGCACUGAAAGAGCGGAUGGGCGAAGAUGGUCUGUUGCCUCCGUCCCCUCGUCCGGCUAUGGCACCAACCCCCCCAGCUCCUCAGUGUCAUCCUCUUCCUCCUCCCAGGAGCUUUUGCACCAGCUCCCCUUCCAGCCCACGGCAGAUGAGCUUCAUUUCCUGUUUAAACACUUCCGGAGCACAGAGAGUGUAGCGGACGAGGAGGGGCAGCCCUCACCCCCCGUGAGGCUCCGCUCCCGCAGUCUCAGCCCUGGUCGGACAUGUGGCACCUUUGACAAUGAGAUUGUAAUGAUGAAUCACGUUUACAAAGAGCGCUUUCCGAAGGCAACAGCCCAGAUGGAAGGGCGUCUGCUGGACAUCCUUGCCGACUGCUCCCCAAACAGCAACCUGCCCCUGGCCGACGGUGUGCUGGGCUUCAUCCAGCACCAGCUAGUAGAGCUGGCCAGAGACUGCCUAGACAAGUCCCAGAUGGGCCUGGUCACCUCACGCUACUUCAUAGAGCUACAGGAGAACCUGGAGAAGCUACUGCAUGAGGCGUACGAGAGGUCCGAGAGCAAGGAGGUGACCGUCAUCAUUAAGCUGGUGAAGAAGAUCCUCAUCAUCAUCUCCAGGCCAGCCAGGUUACUGGAAUGUCUGGAGUUUGACCCGGAGGAGUUCCUUCAUCGUCUGGAGGCAGCCGAGGGCCACGCCAAGGUGGGCCAGGUCAUCAAGACAGACAUCCCGCGCUACAUCAUCAGCCAGCUGGGCCUCACCAGAGACCCUCUGGAAGACAUGGUCCAUCUGGAGCAGACCAGCCCUGGGCACGGAGCGGCCUGCAGAGACACCGACGACACUGAGAACCGGGCAGCCUGCACUCCUUCUCGCAGGAAACCACUAGAGAGCGACUUUGAGACCAUCAAGCUCAUCAGCAACGGGGCCUAUGGUGCUGUGUUCCUGGUGAGGCACAGGGAGACCCGGCAGCGUUUUGCCAUGAAGAAGAUCAACCGGCAGAAUCUGAUGCUGAGGAACCAGAUCCAGCAGGUGUUUGUGGAGCGGGACAUCCUGACCUUUGCUGAGAACCCCUUUGUGGUCUCCAUGUUCUGCUCCUUCGAAACGAGACGCCACCUCUGCAUGGUCAUGGAGUAUGUAGAAGGUGGGGACUGUGCCAACCUGUUGAAGAACAUUGGCCCGCUGCCAGUGGACAUGACCCGGAUGUACUUUGCGGAGACGGUCUUGGCACUGGAGUACCUCCACAACUACGGCAUCGUACACAGAGACCUCAAACCUGACAAUUUACUGAUCACGUCCAUGGGCCACAUCAAGCUGACUGACUUUGGCCUGUCCAAGAUCGGCCUGAUGAACAUGACCACCAACCUGUAUGAGGGACACAUUGAGAAGGACACAAGGGAGUUUAUAGACAAACAGGUGUGUGGUACUCCAGAGUACAUCGCCCCAGAGGUGAUCCUGAGGCAGGGCUAUGGGAAGCCGGUGGACUGGUGGGCUAUGGGAAUCAUCCUCUAUGAGUUCCUGGUGGGCUGCGUGCCUUUCUUCGGGGACACGCCCGAACAGCUCUUCGGACAAGUGGUCAAUGAUGACAUUAUCUGGCCUGAGGGGGAGGACACCCUGCCUGCUGAUGCCCAGGACCUGAUCACCAGGCUGCUGAGACAAAGCCCCCUAGACCGCCUCGGGACUGGGGGAACACCAGAGGUCAAGAUGCACAUGUUCUUUGUGGGUCUGGACUGGAACGGACUGCUACGACAGAAAGCUGAGUUUAUCCCUCAACUGGAGACUGAGGACGACACCAGUUACUUUGACACCCGGUCUGAGCGGUACAGCCACCUGGAUUCGGAAGAAGAUGAUGAUGAUGAUGAGACCUGUGAUGAAGAUACGUCCCUGGAGCUCAAGCAGUUCUCCUCCGUGGCACAUCGCUUUAGCAAGGUGUACAGCAGCACGGAGCACCUGUCCACGUCAAUGCCAUCCAAUCAGAGCCUGUCGUCGUCAGACCGCAGCCACAGUGAGGAGAAGGAGGAGAGGUGGGAGGGGAAGGGUGUCCUCUCCCCAGGAGAGGGACACAAACAUGUGGCCACUGGGGACCGGAGGACGGAGGGCCACAGAGGAAGCCUGCGUCCCAGGGCCGCCUCCAGUUCGUCCCAGUCAGAGAGGAGUGCCAGUCCGCUGGUGAUGAACAGCACCCAGAGCCUGGACACCAUGCCACGCUUCGCCAUCGCAGCUGAGGAAGAGGACGGGGUAGUGUCCAACUUGCGGCGUAUCCGUCUCCGUAGUAACAGCACAGGCACGCGGCCCUCCUACAGGCGUGGGGCGUCCCGCCGCAUCGGGCACCAGCUGGACACCCCCGAGAAGCCCAAACCCCCAGCGGCCUGCAAGGUCCCCAAGUCAGCUUCCAUCUCAGGCCUGUCCCUCAUCAUUACCCCAGACACCACGGACGGUCUCUCCAGCAGCCCCAAGUCAUCGCUGUCCCUAUCCUCCAACCCCUCGUCCCGGGACUCGUCCCCCAGCCGGGGAGACCUGUCCCUCAGCAUCACCAGCCUGCGCCCCCCCGUGGUCAUCCACAGCUCUGGGAAGAGGUUUGGCUUCGCCCUGCGUGCCAUCCGCGUCUACAUGGGGGACUUGGACGUCUACACCGUGCACCACAUGGUCUGGUGUGUGGAGGAGGGCACUCCGGCCCACGAGGCGGGCCUGAGGGCUGGUGACCUCAUCACCCACGUGAACGGGGAGUCGGUUCAGGGGCUGGUGCACACUGAGGUGGUGGAGCUGCUUCUCAAGAGUGGCAGCAAGGUGACGCUGCAAACCACGGCCCUGGAGAACACCUCCAUCAAGGUGGGCCCAGCCAGGAAGACCAGCUACAAGAGCAAGAUGGCCCGACGCAGCAAGAAGAGCAAGAGGAAAGACGGCCAGGACGGUAGACGACGUAGCAUCUGGAAGAAGCUGUCCAAGCACACUCCUCCUCCCAUGCAGAGCAGUCGCAGUUUCUCCUCCGGCUUCCAACAUUCAGUCUCCUCCAGUGACAGCCUGUCUGGCUCCCCCACCCAGAGCCUCUCGCCUGGACCCUCCACACCCUGCCGCUCCCCCGCCCCCGACCAGUCUGGAGACUCCAACUCCCCCCAGAGCUCCUCUCCCUGCUCCAGCUCUCCCAACUCCCCCGUCCCCCAGGCCCGUCCCAGCUCCCUCCACGUCCUGGGCCGCUACACCAAGGCAGGUCGCUGCAAGUCUACAAGCAGCAUCCCCCUCCCCGCUGGCCUGUAUCCCCCUCCACAGCCCCUCUCCCCCCAGUGCUCUCCGUCCUCCCUCCCCAGCCUUUCAAAGGGCCUCCACGGCUUCCACGGCAAGACCCUGUCCCCUCCCACCAUCGCCCGCCAUUCUGUGCGCCCCCGCAGCGCCGAGCCGCCCCGCUCGCCCCUCCUCAAGAGGGUGCAGUCGGCUGAGAAGCUCUCAGGGGUGUACCACGGCGACAAGAAGGCCUACGCCACCCGCCGACACACCAUGGAGAUGCCCCUGUCGGAGGGGGAGGGGCUAGAGGACCUGGAGGAUACCACCACAGGGUUUGUCUGUGUGGGAGAACAACAUGGCCGCCAGGGACUUUAUCUGGGCGGUCAGAGAAGCCACAGGGAGUCGGCCAGCAGCGACCACCGCUCCAAUGAAGUGGUGGUGAUGAGGAAACUGGCCCUGUCUGAGAGGAGGGACUCCUUUAAGAAGCAGGAGGCGGUGCAGGAGGUGAGCUUUGACGACCCGGAGGAAAAGGAGGCCCAAAGCCCUGCGCUCCCCAUCAGGCAGCCGCGUUUCAAGGCGUCGUGGAUCAACUCGGCUCAGUCCGACUGGAGUCUGGAGGUGGCAGGGCGAGGAGCACAGGGUACAGCAGCGCAGAAAUCCAAGCCAAAGGAGAAGGAGGGGUAUUAGCCUAGCGUUGCUCCAAUAAGGUGAAAGGUCUAGGUAGAGUCACACCCUAGACUAAGGUUACAUACUCUCUGACCGGCUACUGUACCGUAUAUGAAGGGCUUGCAUGUUUAUCCGCGAGAGUAUACUCAAGCCUGAGCCAAUUGAGGCAACUGGAGGGAGAGUACAAAAAAAAGAAGACUUCACAGGGUGGAGUUACAGUAUGCAUCUUACCACACUCGAAACUGUUGAGCCAAAAUUGGUUUAAUCCCUCCCACCUUUGGUUUUAGGUUCACUGUAGCACCUGUAACAUUUUUGUACUUUGUAAAUACAUCAUUUUUUUAUGAAAUAACCUAUUUAUUACUUUUUAUGUUCAUUUUAUUUGUUUCGGGCUAAAUAUAACUUCAUUUAUUGGCCCUUAUUUGUGACAAUGUCACAAAUUUGAUGCGCCCAUUCUGUUAUGUGAAUGGAUAGAGACACGAGGAAUCGCCAAGUUAAUGAACUAAAUUAAGAACAAAGAUUUGGAUGUGGCUUAUAGAUGCAGACAGCUGAUGAAUAAAAUGUUUUCUCCAAAAUCUGUUAAACUGUUUAACAUUCUAUUAGUAUUCCAAAAGUGUUUCAUGACAUGAAAUAUGGCUGCUGAUUUUGUCUGAUCAAAAUAGGCCUUUCAAACAUACGUUGAAUGUUUAUGUACUUAGUGUGUCCAAGCCCUUUAAUUCAGUGCUGUCUUUAACACACUAGAACAAUAAUGUGGUAGUAAUGAUUCAUGGUCACAGGGAUAGUGAAAUUAGUGCCCCAAUGCGCCAAAGCAUGGAUUUCUCAUAAGAGCCCUUCUAAAUAAGAGGUACUGUACAUAGGAAGCUUCAGGAUUGAGCCCUGCUGCCAAGCCCUGUCAAUCAUUCCAGUGAUGUCAUCAAAUGGAUCAACUCCACCGAUUUCUUCCAUUGGUUUAAAUCACAAAAUGAUUGAUGGGACACAAAAUAAAGGACGCUUCGUUCUGUCAUUGCUACCUUUUUGAUACUAGAUUGUUUGUGAUCCUGCAAUACCAUACUGACCUGCUUGUUGAAGCAAGCUACCCUACAAUGUAAUCUAGCGGUUGAGUGUAUUUGCACAGGUUAGGCGUUUUCCCUUAACACUGUUCUCAUCCUUUUUCAGAACUCUUGUUUUCCUUUUGCAUUUUAAGAAUUGUGCAGUGUAUGUAGGAUCUGGCUCCCUGUGCUGUUUGAUGUCAGAUGUGUACUGUAUGUGAACUUUUUUCAUCUUCACUGUUAAAGGGGGCAAUCUGCAGUUGCUCCAUCCAUUUUUGGACUUAAUUAUAUGUACCCAUUGAUUCUUGAUGAUUAUAAUUUAUAAAAGCCUCAUGAGCUUCGUUCAACAGUCGUUCCCCAUCAGAACCCAAAAUAUAAACUUGUUUUUCUCCAGUGGUUGUAAACAAAGUAAAUGUAAACAAACCCUGUAAAGCCUCAAAACAUGGUUAAAACAAUAUAUUUUUUUGAUAUCAUGAUUUUUAGUGGUUGCAUUUCUCCAGCCCAUUCCUCAGCUUUUUACAAAAACAGUGGCGGGGAGAAGAGUAUGCUUUGUUUCAACUGCUGAUUGGCUCUUUAAAUUAUUUUUUAAAAAUGUACCCCUUUUUUCCUCCCCAAUUUCGAUCUUGUCUCACGGCCGGUUCUAACACAGCCUGGGAUCAAACCCGGGUCUGUAGUGACACCUCAAGCACUGUGAUGCAGUGCCUUAGACUGCUGCGUCACUCGGGAGGCCCCCUUUAAAUGAUUCUGAACAACUAAUGACGGGGAUCAGCAGGAUUCCAACUGAAGGACAGAGAAAUUAAACUGUGUUUUGUAUAUUUUGAUAUGGAAGCAGUCUUGUUGCGUUGCUGAUACGCCUAUGCUGUUUACGAACACCAUAACUAACCUAAACGGAAGUUGGCAAUCAAGAACAACAGACUUGAUAGAAUGGUGAGAGAUUGAAGAUGAGAUGUAGGCAAUGGUUUGGCUGACAACAUUGUAUACUGUCAUUGUUUUCUUCUGCAACUAUAGAAUGAACAACCAAAAUUCUUCCACUCGUGGUUAUAUCAGAUAAACUGUUAUAUUAGGAUGAACUGUCUUACUGUAUGUCAGAUGAUGUUAGGAACACGUGUUUCACAGUUGGCCGGGGAUAUGGGAAUAUUGACCAAGUUAAAACACAAAUAAUAAUUUGUUACCAACUAAUACUUGAACAACUGGAACGAGACAGGAUAACAGAAGGUCAGAAAUCUAAAACGUGUCUACUUUUUAAAAUUGAUAUACUUUAUUAGUACUUGAAACAAAUAAGUGUGAUUUUUGUGAGGGUAUAAUAAAAUAGGGCAUUCAAUUCAAAAUGGAUUUCCCAGAUCUUGAUGUUGUCAAAGUGUGGUCCCUUUAUUGGAAAUAAUACUGUGUCCUCAUGCUAGACAUUUUUCACUGAACUGGAUAACUAGUCGUUAUAUUAGUCCGAUGUUGUUUUCAUGGUCUUGCUUGCUAGAGAAUUUAUCUGAUUCUUUGAUUGCAAAUAUAUGACCCAUUCUGCACUUUUACACUGUUUAAUGUAACGCAAGAAAAAAAGACACUGGUUCUGAAUGCACCCAAAUUAGUGUGUAGUUUUACAUAGUUGAAAUGUAUUCAUUUAGUGGUCUUUGAUUCAACUUCAAUAAUACAACGGGGUGAAAGCCUGAGGUGCACGCAGAAUAUAACCAACUGAUUACAACUACCUUCUCAGAUUUGUUCCUGAUGUAUGAUAAAUGGGAUAUCUGUAAUGGUCAAUUGUAAUCCAUAAACAUAAUUAAUGUUUGUUUUGUCUUACCUUGGUGGCCCUCAAACUUCAUUGUAUAUUUCCCAAACUGGUUUCUGGUGAAAGUUGGUGUGAAAUUCAUUUUCUCUCAAUUGUCUAACUGUUUGAAAUAAAUGAAUGGCAGAAGAAUAA